AUGGGAGUUCUCUAGAAGAUCGCAGCAUACUAUGUUUACAUACUUUCAUAUUCACAUAACCUUUCUUGAUGUUCACGAGAAGCGCGAAAAUGUAAAAAACACUUUGUUGACAUCCGCAUAAUUCUCGAGGAUAUUCGAAGUGGUCGAUUAUCUCACUGCAAUGUCAAAUAGAUGAGUCAUCGUCAGUUGCUAUUUCCAGUCUCGCGUUCUCAAUGAUACCUGAAGGGUUUCUUAAUUGUAAACAAUGUGUCCAAUAUGUGCGCAUUAAAAUAUAAACGACAAAAGUUAUUUGAAACAAAUUUAUCACAAGUCGAAAAAUAAUUUGGCCUAUUAUGUAACAUCGAAUGUCGAACACACAAUUGAUAUCUUUUAAAAAGUGAUUUUCGUCGUACAUGUGACCUUGCAAGUAAUCGCGCAAAAUGUUUUCGAGAAUAUUACGCGAUAUCACUGAAAAGUGGUUCAACGUACGGAGAACAACCAGAAGAAGCGUGCAGUCUGCCAAAGAUACGAUUUUCCGCGGCGGUAUCAUUAUUAUCAGCGUUAUUCUCAUAAUUUGGUUGUCCAUAUUUCUUUAUACAGCCUUUUACUAUGCCUACAUGCCGAGUAUGUCAUACGCACGGCCCGUAAAUAUGAAUUUCAAAUCGUGCGAUGAAGAGAAAGGAAAAUGCAGUUUUCCACAAGCUAAUGUACAAUUGACCAAGAGACAGCAACUUUUGAUGGUCGGCCAGCCAUACAAAAUAAAUCUGCAUCUGGAAAUGCCAGAGUCACCAGUCAACAAAGAGCUUGGUAUGUUUAUGGUCUGCGCUCAAUUGCGCAGUCGCGAUGGAUAUCUUGUAGACCAUACGUGUAGAUCAGCAAUGUUACAUUAUCGUAGUACAUUAUUACACGCACUUACAACUCUUACAUUUUUUCCUAUGAUGAUUUUUGGAAAUGUUGAAGAGAAACAAGAUGUUAUUCUCGAAUUGUUCGGUAAUUUUGAAGAAGAUCAGAACCAUCCAGUAACAAUUAUAUUUAUUGAAAUCCAAUCAAGACACAUAGAAUUCUAUUCUGCUAACCUCGUGAUAAAUGCUCACUUAUCAGGGCUACGUUACUGGAUGUUUUAUUGGCCAAUUCUAUCAGCCUUUAUUGGCAUUGGUACAAUCUUGUUUUUCAUAACACUUGUGUACACAUUGUCAUAUCUACAUCUUGAAAUUGAAGAGGAGAAUUCGGACGAAAGUUUUGAAAAGAGCGACAUCGACGACGACAAAGAUCUUAAGACUGAUUUGCCAAAUACGUCACUUAUAACAGAUUUCAAAGAUGAGGAGAAAAGUACAGAAGAAGAAAAGCUUUUUCAGGGAGGCCAGAGCUAUAUCCAGGAAUUUUCUUUAUCAGCUCCUGAAUCAUCAAGCAGCGAAGUUGUUUUAUGUAAAGAUAUAUAAUUAUUUUGCGUGAUAUAGGAAUGAAUGUUGCAACACAGUUGAAUAAUUAAUCAUUUACGGAAGAAUAUUAACGAAAAAGUUAUUAAAAUAGGAAAUAUAUUUUUUAUAUUCUAUAAUAUACGAUAUAUUUAGCUCCUUUUUUGAAAUCAUAUCUUAAGUAAUCGAACCUUCUGUAGCUUAGUAAUACUUUCAGGCAUCCAUCAUUUCGUAAAUGUCUCACAAAAAAAAAAUUUUUUUUUUAAUUAAAAAAAAAAGAGAUGUUCA
This is a messenger RNA of Formica exsecta, 1682 nucleotides long. It is a transcript of the gene Seipin, whose product is annotated as seipin. The record is from RefSeq and is a predicted model, not a curated record. Gene Ontology annotation, biological process: lipid storage; lipid droplet organization. Gene Ontology annotation, cellular component: endoplasmic reticulum membrane. The transcript has 5 exons. Bases 420 to 1418 code for a protein of 332 amino acids. NCBI's taxonomy places the organism in Eukaryota, Metazoa, Arthropoda, Insecta, Hymenoptera, Formicidae.